AUGAUCGAAUCUGUUCCUACUGGCCGUGGAAUUCAAGGAUAUUCAUAUACCUCUGUCACCCUAAAGAAAAUAGCUACAGUGAUACCUGCAAAGCUGCAGCGCCAGAAUUACUUUUUCUGGAAGCUACUUUUCGAGCAAAUCUUUAGUCGUUACAAGCUCAUGGGAAUUAUUAAUGGCAGCGAACCUUGUCCAGCUCAGUUCUUGACGGACAAGGAAGGAAAUGAUCUCACUGAUCAAAUUAAUCCAGCGUUUGAGAUUUGGCACGACAAGGAUCAGGCCAUGUUAACCUGGAUGAGGUCAACAUGUUCGGAACACGUCCUCCCAUUCACAGCAGGACUCGCUUCGUCGCGUGAGCUUUGGCUAAACCUCGAGAAGAGAUUUCAGGUUGUUGGCGUGUCCUCGGAGUAUAGGAGAAACCUGGCGGCCGCUGCUUUAGCAACAACCGACAUUUGCGAUGCACAUCCUGACCUUCUGGCCAGUGGAGACCUGCGUCUUGUGCCGCAAGUGUUCCAGAAAUAUGGAAAAUGGCAGGCAUUCGCAGGCCCUGUCGUGACGCUGAAGGUGUUUGAGGACAAUACUUUGGUUAUAGAGCUUCUCUCCACGAAAGGCGAGGGUAGGGUUUUAGUGGUUGAUGGAGGAGGAAGCAUGCGACGUGCUGUCACCGGAGGGAUGCUGGCUCGGUCGGCUGAGAUUAUGGGAUGGGCUGGGAUUGUGAUAAAUGGUUGCGUGAGAGACGUGGAUGAGAUCAAUGAAUGUGAGAUUGGGUUGAGAGCUUUGGCAACUUGUCCAGUGAGACCUAUCAAAAACGACUCUGGGUCUGGCCAAAAGCAUGUUCCUGUAAGUAUUGGAGGGGUCUUGAUUCAAGAGGGAGAAUGGUUGUAUGCGGAUGGAGAUGGCAUCCUUGUCUCCUCAUCCGAACUGUCUAUUUGA
This is a messenger RNA of Prunus armeniaca (apricot), 930 nucleotides long. The record is from the annotation of a GenBank genome assembly. Lineage: Eukaryota; Viridiplantae; Streptophyta; Magnoliopsida; Rosales; Rosaceae.